AUGAUUUUGGAGAUUCUCGGGCUGAGGAAACAUGCUAGCCUGCGAACGGAAGACGUUUCUCCUCGCUCGUCGCCGCUGAGGGACGUCGUCGAUGAGCGAGCAGAGACGUCUGCCGUUCGCAGGCUAGAAACAUGCCUUUUGACGCUUUUUUACUCAAAUGACUGCAAAUCUCGUUAGGUUGGUUUUCAAAAAAUCGUCUAGAUAUAUUUUUUUUUCUUCAAAAAGGAGACUUUCGUAAUUUUUUUACGGGAUAUAAGAAUAUCCGGUUGCACUAAAAUCUGUUUUCUUCUCUUUUUUUCAGCUAAGGGACACGUUCAAAACUGCAAAAAGGCAAAUAACACAAAGGAAACCAACAAAAGUUCAGCUAGAUCAUCUUCACUGCAAUCAAACUCGAAAAAAGCCAGCGCCGAAGGUUCAGGACAAGGACCUUCAAGCGCAGUGCAAACUGCAGCAGGUAGGAAACUUGGAUCAUUCUUGAAGUGUUUACUGUCUCGAUCGAAGAUGCUUUAUACCGUUUGGGUAUGGAAUGGAAUGGUAUAUUUACUAACUGUGCUGUGGGCUGUGCAAGUUCUGUAAAUUACCUAAACAACCCCUUGGAAGAAGGCGUGGUUAUAUUAUUGCGACUACCAUAACGAGUAUGAAAAGACGUUUUUCAAGGGCCUCAGAAAGCCACUUGACAUACAACUCCUACUUUCAACAAGUGCUGCACAGCAACAGAUAUUAGGAAUUAGAGUUGUAAGGGUUCCCCAUUUCCAGUGGGUUUUCUCAUUGCGUUUUUAAGUACAUCAAUGGCAUGACUUUACUGCACUGCACUUGAUUUUGAUUUGUCGCCAUUAAGCGGCAAGUUUUCCUCAGUUCCUGAGUGUGGUCGCUUAUUAGAAUUUCGACUGUUAACAUACAUUCUCGUAUGGUCUCCCUCAGGAGGCAAAUAAAGUCCGAGCCACGCCCAGGCUGAUAGGCUUCUGUCAGUGUUUCGAGCAAGUCCCCGAUCCAACUAGUAAAGUCCUCUAUGACUGGUGUAGUUAUAAUUAAAUUUCGAUCCUGCUUGCUAAAGAGCCUACAGCAACUCACUGGUUAGAGCGUCCGAACUAAGGGUCUUGAGUUCGGUUUUCACCUGGAGCUCGGAAUUUUUUCUCGGCUUUCUGGUUUUAGAAUUCUUCUUCGUCCAAAAAAAUAUACAUAUUUUUUAUUUUCGGAGGAGUAUUCCGGUCCCUUCACUAUGAAGCCCCCUAGGAGAGGUCCGAAGGCCUUUGAGGAGACCAGUAUUAGUCUUAGGGACACCACGAAAUUGGGGCCAUUCCCGGUCCAAUUGCGAACUCCAGGAUAUCAAAAAAUCUUACGGGUGACUCGGUACAAGGGGCGAUAGAAACUUCUUUAUGGUAUGUCCGUUUAAUCUAACUAAUUAGGCUGACCUUUAACCAGCGCUUCUUUGCAAAUUUAGAUGAACGUCGCCUUAGAAAGCUCAAAGUAUUUCUUAAAAGCGUCUCAUACAAUGGAUGCGAGGGAGCAAGCUUGCCAAAUCUGAACGAUCUGUACGUGGACCAGCUUCUGGUGGACGAAUUCCCGUGCAAGGAGCUCUCGAAAACCGAGGAGUUCAAGUGCAAUCCUACACCAUUUAUCCUAGCGAGUUGUUUUAAUAGAAAUCAAGUAAAGGACACCUCUAACAAUAAUAUGGGAAAUAAAACAACGAAAAGGGCCCCGAGGAAAGCAAACUUUACUCCUCGAAAGAGAAACACGCAGAAUGUUAAUUCACCAAAAACACCGAAGCAAGACUCGCCUCUUCAGUUAAGUAAGCUUCAACAAAUAAGGUCACCGCUCAGCGCUGAGAAGACAAAUCCCGCUAGAAGACUUUUUACAGAAGAACAGUUUGACAAAAUAAAGAAUGUUACACCGAGAAAGGAGGAAAGCUUAGCGAAAGAAAAACCAGCAGCAGGAAAAAUAAGUGAGAAUAAAAGAAAAGAUCAAAAGUAG
Porites evermanni is the source of this 1971-nucleotide messenger RNA. Lineage: Eukaryota; Metazoa; Cnidaria; Anthozoa; Scleractinia; Poritidae. The record is from the annotation of a GenBank genome assembly.